CCAGAAGCCAACCAAGCAGCCAACAUGAAGUUCACCUUCGCCUUCGUCCUGAUCGCUCUGUUCGCGGUGUUCGCCGUCUCCCAGGCACUGCCUCAGCCUGAGGAGGCCGCCGCUUCCAACAACGAUGGAGCCAGCUCCAACACUAAUAUUGAAGAGUCCGCUGCAGUGGAAGCCAUGGGAGGCCGCUGGGGAAUGGGAUACUUCUCAAAAUUGUGGACGAGCGUCAAGAAAAUCAUCGCCGUUGUCAGAUGACCAGCUGUCUGAACCAGGGUUGAGCAGCAUUUUCGAGCUGUGGGCCGCAUUUGCAACAAUAUCGUUUUGGCGGGCCGCUUGACUACGACUCCAACCGACUAAUCUGUUUGAAAUAGUUCAUGUCUGUCAUAUGUCGUACAUAAGAAAAAAGUCCAUUCAACAAUUAACACUUACAUUUCAAACAUAUCGCAUAAUUGCUCCAAUUUUCCAUGCUUGGUCUAAACCAAACAAUAAGUACUGAUAAAUUC
Messenger RNA from Anopheles merus, 500 nucleotides. RefSeq lists its product as uncharacterized. Bases 25 to 252 code for a protein of 75 amino acids. NCBI's taxonomy places the organism in Eukaryota, Metazoa, Arthropoda, Insecta, Diptera, Culicidae. The record is from RefSeq and is a predicted model, not a curated record. The transcript has a single exon.